Messenger RNA from Daucus carota subsp. sativus, 2276 nucleotides. RefSeq names its product SUN domain-containing protein 4. The transcript is spliced from 6 exons. The record is from RefSeq and is a predicted model, not a curated record. NCBI's taxonomy places the organism in Eukaryota, Viridiplantae, Streptophyta, Magnoliopsida, Apiales, Apiaceae. The coding region runs from base 327 to 2204 and encodes 625 amino acids. Gene Ontology annotation, cellular component: cytoplasm; membrane. Gene Ontology annotation, biological process: protein folding in endoplasmic reticulum.
AUACUUGCAAUAUAUACACACACAAUAAUAAGGUAUGAAUGUAGAAGCGUCAAGAAAAGAAAGAAACCCCUUAUAAAUCUAUUGCUUUUGGAUCCUAAAAAUCACUUUUUUGAACGAUUUCUUCAUUGCCCAUCUCGAGAUUUCUCAUUUUCCAGCUGGGUUUUUAUUGGUUUCAUCAUUUUUUUUCCGUUUUCAAGUUUAUUUAUGUGCUGUGAAGUUGUGGAUCAAUAUUUUAGAGUGUUCAAUUUCAAGAAUUGAGGUUAUUCCUGCGACAUGCUAAUUGACUAAUUUUGGGGCGAUUAAGUGGUGAAUUGGAUUGAUGUGCAAUGCAAAGGUCACGGAAAGCUCUUCUGGAAAGAAGAGCUUUAAAGCAGUCCUUCUAUGGAAGGAAACAAUUCUAUAAAGUUUCUCUUUCUCUGGCUGUUGUUCUAUGGGUGUUUCUCUUCCUUUUAAACUUGUGGAUUGGCCAUGGUGAUGGUUAUAAAGAUGGGUCUGAAGUGAUACAUGCUGGUGCAAAUACUUGGGAUGAAGAUGAUCUAGGAGUAAAUAAAGGGUCAUUUUAUGCUGCUUCUGUAGAAGAUAAGCCUGUGGUGCAACCUGAUUCUGGUCAAAAUGAUGAUACAUGUGCAACUGGGAGAGAACCAGCAGGCCCUGAUUUUGAAUUACAGGUUAUUAGUGAGAGUAGCAUGAAUUCUCUCACAGGUGCAGAACAGAAAGCUGAAGUAGAAAGUCUUAAUCUGGACGCGGAACCUGAACCAGAAGCUCUAAAAACUGUAUUGGAAAAUGUUGAACUGGAAGAAGCCAAUAAGCCCAAAACAGAAAGGUUGUCACAUGCUCCUGAACCAGAAGCUCUAAGAACUGUAUUGGAAAAUGUUGAACCGGAAGAAGCUAAUAAGCCCAAAACAGAAAGGUUGUCACAUGCUGUUCCUCCGGGUCUUGAUGAGUUCAAACAAAAAGCACUCAACUCUAAAAGUAAAACAGUAAAUGAUCAGGCAGGGGGCAUCAAACACAGGGUUGAGCCAGGUGGGACAGACUAUAAUUAUGCUUCUGCUUCAAAGGGAGCAAAAGUUCUGGCCUACAACAAGGAAGCCAAAGGUGCCUCCAACAUCCUAGGACGAGACAAGGACAAAUACCUUCGAAAUCCAUGUUCUGCUGAGGAGAAAUUUGUUGUUAUAGAACUUUCAGAAGAAACCCUGGUGGAUACAAUUCAAAUAGCAAAUUUUGAACAUUAUUCUUCUAAUCUUAAGGAAUUUGAGUUGAGUAGCAGUUUGGUUUAUCCUACAGAUACAUGGGGCAAACUUGGGAAUUUUACUGCUGCAAAUGCAAAGCAUGUUCAAAGGUUUGUUCUUCAGGAGCCAAAAUGGGUAAGGUAUCUCAAGUUAAACCUUUUGAGUCAUUACGGAUCCGGAUUUUAUUGUACACUGAGUGUUGUAGAAGUCUAUGGAGUGGAUGCUGUGGAGAAGAUGCUUGAAGACUUGGUCUCGGUUUCAGCUGAUAAAGUCAGUAGUGAACAGAAAUCAGUGCCCACCAAACAAGUGGUCACCGAGGGUGACCAAUAUCAUGAUAUAGCAGAAGAGGUGGAAUCUAAACAGCCACUUGAAAAUUCAGAUGUCAAACAAGAAGGUGCAUUGAUGGAUAAACCUGACCCUACAGAAGAUACUCGGCAUCAACAGGUUAGCAGGAUGCCAGGAGACAGUGUUCUGAAGAUACUUAUGCAAAAAGUUAGGUCUCUUGAUGUCAAUUUGUCAGUGUUGGAGAGAUUUCUGGAGGAAUUAACUUCGAGAUACGGGAACAUCUUAAAAGAUAUUGAUAAGGAAAUCGGAGAAAAAGAUGUUCUUAUGGAGAAAGUAAGAGCAGAUAUAAGGAGUUUGUUUGACCACAAGGAGUCCAUGACGAAAGAGGUUGAAGACCUAGUAUCUUGGAAAUCAUUUGUUUCCAUACAGCUGGAAGAUAUGGUGAAGGGAAAUGCUAUGCUCAGAUUGGAGGUUGAAAAGGUUCGGCAGCGACAGAUACAUAUGGAGAAUAAAGGAAUAGUUGUCUUUCUUGUGUGCAUAGUUUUUGGGGUUUUAGCUAUUUCAAGGCUAUUCAUAGAUGUGUUAUUAAGUUUUUACAGGUCACAACCCAGGAAAUUUUGUUCGGAGAGGUCUUCCUGGUUUUUUGUACUAUUAUGUUCUUGUACUAUAAUUAUAAUCAUUUCAUUAUAAUAAAUUUAUACACAAGCAUCAAAUAUAAUCACAAAAAAGUAGUCAUAUAAUUGACCAAAGUUGUAUUAGUUA